AACCAGAACCACAAGGGCGAAGGGGAGGCGCCAGGGCUCCGGAGGUUCCGAGAAGGAUGCUCUGCGCAGGCCUAGCUCGUCCUCCAGCCGCGGAAGAGCCAGAAGGACCUGGGCGGGCCGACGACCGCGGGCGCCAAUGGCCGGGCCCGCCCCGCCCCCGGCCGGAGGCUUCCGGGGAUAGGCUGCCCGCCGCGCCGCCUCCUGGUCGCGUCGCCGCGCCGCAGUCCUUGUCGCCACGCGGCCGUCCCGAUCUCUGCGCCGGAGUUCCGCGGAGGGCGCCGCCGCCGCGACUUUGUAGCGGGUUCGGGGCCGGCCCGCUGGUGGCUGCGCAAACCCCGCCCGGCCCGACCCGGCACCCGGGGAGUGUGUCUCCGACGUGUGCGGGGCUGCCGAGGCCCGAGCUCUACGCGCGGCCCGAGUUCUACGCGCAGGUUGAAAACUACAGACACAAGCGGUGGAAGCUGGACUAUCGCAAUGCUGAUUUGAACACCUAUUUCCAAUGUCUGAGCUCAGUUUCCCACUACAAAAGUCUCAUUACAAGUCUGAGUAUCUCUGCCUAAAAAUGGCCAUUCUUCUCUGUUUUGAAAUAUCUCCAUAUAGAGUAACAUUGAUCUCUAGCGUCCUCUUGAGAGUUUAACUGCCCAGCCUGUAGGUAACCUAGUGUUUAUUCAAAUGAGCUCGCCCUGAAGAAACGAGGUAGAAAUGUAAGUCCUGUGGUAAGUUUGCUGGGUUCCUAAUAAAACUCGAGCUCCAGGCUCUCUACUCUGUCACACUCCACUCGACAGGCUUGACUCUGCUCAACUCAUAUACCUACAAAGCCAACGCAACAUGUCUGAAGACGCUCAGCUCAUUUUCGAUUCAGACAGAAGUUACUCCAAGACCAAUGAAACUGAACUAUAGUAUUGUGCCUUGAAUAUACACCCAAGUGGCAGAUUCCCGAGCAGUUCUGUUGUUUGGCCUCUGCAGGACCAUCAACCACAACGGAAUGAGAUAUAAUCCUCCUAGAAACUUUCUUCAUGUGCAAGUUUACUUUCAGCAUGAGUCUGUCUAAACUUACCUUUUCGGCCAUUUUUCUUACAGUGAAUUGGCUGUGUGAGUGAACCAAAUUUCUGACCCUCUCAUUGUUUUCAUGUGUUCUGUGGCUAACGGGACGGCCACUUCCCACAUCAUCAUGGAUAUCAGCUCUGCCUUCUUUAAACUUCUUGUGCCAGUCAAAAACUCUUGCUCUUGACAUUACUUCUUCACCAUAAACUAUUGUUAACAUCUCAAGUGCCUCACUUGCAGAUUUAUUUAACUUUACAAAAAGCUUAGUAUGAACUCAUUGCUCUAAAUAACAGUCACUCAUUUUUAUGGUGGAAAAAAGAAUAAUUCUACUCACAUCUA
Molecule: messenger RNA, 1383 nt
Organism: Ailuropoda melanoleuca (giant panda)
Lineage: Eukaryota; Metazoa; Chordata; Mammalia; Carnivora; Ursidae
Product: basic proline-rich protein-like
Exons: 4
Coding region: 57-560 (167 amino acids)
Source: RefSeq, a predicted model, not a curated record